Messenger RNA from Mustela lutreola (European mink), 4763 nucleotides. RefSeq names its product DNA replication helicase/nuclease 2 (gene DNA2). Gene Ontology annotation, molecular function: 5'-flap endonuclease activity; single-stranded DNA helicase activity. The transcript has 21 exons. Gene Ontology annotation, biological process: replication fork reversal. The record is from RefSeq and is a predicted model, not a curated record. Bases 75 to 3260 code for a protein of 1061 amino acids. NCBI's taxonomy places the organism in Eukaryota, Metazoa, Chordata, Mammalia, Carnivora, Mustelidae. Gene Ontology annotation, cellular component: cytoplasm.
UUCUUUUUUUGUCGUCGGAGCUGCUGGGUUUCUCUGAUUUUACCUGGCGACAGUUUGCAUUUUCCGCACUUGCUAUGGCGCAACUGGAAGAACUGGAGCUGCUGAAGAAGAGUCUCGGGGAAGAGGCUGAGCCGCCGGCGGAGCGAUUUCAGAAGAAGGUGGAAGGUUCCAUUUCUAAAAUGGUUUUGAACGGAGGAAUGGAUAACCGGUACCUGGUGUUAGCGGUCAAUAUUGUACAGAAUGAAGAAGGAACCCAUGAAAAACACCUAAUCAUUACUGCUUCCCAGUCACUAGAAAAUAAAGAACUGUGUAUCCUUAGGAAUGACUGGUGCUCUGUACCAGUGGAGCCAGGGGACAUCAUUCAUUUGGAGGGAGACUGCCUAUCUGAUACUUGGAUAAUAGAUGAAGAUUUUGGAUAUUUGAUUCUAUAUCCAGACAUACUGAUUUCUGGCACAAGCAUAGCCAGUAGUAUUCGGUGUAUGAGAAGAGCUGUCUUGAGUGAAACUUUUAGGAGCUCUGAUCCAGCCACGCGCCAAAUGCUGAUUGGUACAGUUCUUCAUGAAGUAUUUCAAAAAGCAAUAAGCAAUAGCUUUGCCCCAGAAAAGCUACAAGAAUUUGCUUUUCAAACUGUUCAAGAAAUAAGGCAUCUCAAGGAAAUGUAUCGCUUAAAUCUGAAUCAAGAAGAGAUAAAACAAGAAGUAGAGGAGUAUCUUCCUUCAUUUUCUAAAUGGGCCAGAGAUUUCAUGCAUAAAUAUAAUUCAGCUGACUUACCCCAGAUGCAGCUCUCUCUGCCGAGUGAUGGUAAUAACAAUAAUUCAACAUGUAAUAUUGAAGUCAUAAACUCAUUGGAUAUUGAAGAAAGCAUUUGGUCCCCUAGGUUUGGAUUGAAAGGCAAAAUAGAUGUCACAGUUGGUGUGAAAAUACAUCGAGGAUAUAAAACGAAAUAUAAGAUAAUGCCACUGGAACUUAAAACUGGCAAAGAAUUAAAUUCUAUUGAACACCGUAGUCAGCUUGUUCUGUACACACUGCUGAGCCAAGAGAGGAGAGCUGAUCCAGAGGCCGGCCUGCUCCUUUACCUCAAGACUGGCCACAUGUACCCUGUGCCUGCCAACCAUCUUGAUAAAAGAGAAUUAUUAAGGCUAAGAAACCAGAUGGCAUUCUCUUUGUUUCACCGUAUUAGUAAAUCUGCUAUUGAAAAGGAGAAGACAAAGCUUGCUCCUUUACCACAAAUAAUUGAGGACCAGCAAACUUGCAAAUAUUGUUCACAGAUUGGCAACUGUGCUCUUUAUAGCAGAGCAGUGGAACAACAGAUGGAUGACAGUUCAGUCCCAAUUGGCAUGCUGCCCAAAAUAGAAGAAGAAACCCAACAUCUAAAGCUUACACACUUACAGUAUUUCAGCCUUUGGUGUCUAAUGUUAACCCUGGAGUCACAGUCAAAGGAUAAUAAAAAGAAUCACCAACAUAUUUGGUUAAUGCCUGCUUCAGAAUUGGAGGAGAGUGGUAACUGCAUUGGAAACCUGAUUAGAACAGAAUGUGUGAAAACAGUUUGUGAUGGACAAUAUUUACAUAAUUUUCGACGGAAAAAUGGUGACAUGCCUGUCACAAAUCUAAUGGCAGGUGAUAGAAUUAUUUUAAGUGGAGAAGAGAGAACACUGUUUGCUUUAUCUAGGGGAUAUGUGAAGGAGAUUAAUGUGACAUCAGUAACCUGCUUAUUAGACAGGAACUUGUCAAUACUCCCAGAAUCAACUUUGUUCAGAUUGGACCAGGAAGAAAAAACUUGUGAUAUAGACACCCCCUUAGGAAAUCUUUCUAAGUUGAUGGAGAAUACUUGUGUCAGCCAAAAACUUAGAGAUUUGAUCAUUGACUUUCGUGAACCUCAGUUUACAUCCUACCUCAGUUCUGUUCUUCCAUAUGAUGCAAAGGAUACAGUUGCCUGCAUUCUAAAAGGUUUGAAUAAACCUCAGAGGCAAGCAAUGAAAAAGGUACUUCUUUCAAAAGACUACACACUCAUCGUGGGUAUGCCUGGAACAGGAAAAACAACUACAAUAUGUACUCUUGUAAGAAUUCUCUAUGCCUGUGGUUUUAGUGUUUUGUUGACCAGCUAUACACAUUCUGCUGUUGACAAUAUUCUUCUGAAGUUAGCGAAGUUUAAAAUAGGAUUUUUGCGUUUGGGUCAGGCUCAGAAGGUACAUCAAGACAUCCAGAAAUUCACAGAGGAGGAAAUUUGCAGAUCCAAGUCCAUUAAAUCCUUAGCUCUUCUGGAAGAACUCUACAACAGCCACCGUAUAGUUGCAACAACAUGUAUGGGAAUAAACCAUCCAAUAUUUUCUCGUAAAACCUUUGAUUUUUGUAUUGUGGAUGAAGCCUCUCAAAUUAGCCAACCAGUCUGUCUAGGGCCACUCUUUUUUUCUCGGAGAUUUGUGUUGGUGGGCGAUCAUCAGCAGCUCCCUCCCCUGGUGCUAAACCGUGAAGCAAGAGCUCUUGGCAUGAGUGAAAGCUUAUUCAAGAGACUGGAGCGGAAUGAGAAUGCUGUUGUACAAUUAACGGUGCAGUACAGAAUGAACAGUCAAAUUAUGUCCUUAAGUAAUAAGCUGACAUAUGAAGGAAAGCUGGAGUGUGGCUCAGACAAAGUGGCCAAUGCAGUGAUCAGCCUGCCUAACUUUAAAGAUGUAAAGCUGGACCUGGAAAUUUAUGCUGAUUAUUCUGAAAAUCCUUGGAUGAUUCGAGUAUUUGAGCCAAACAAUCCUGUUUGUUUUCUUAAUACAGACAAGGUUCCGGCACCAGAACAGGCUGAAAAGGGUGGUGUGAGCAAUAUCACAGAAGCUAAGCUAAUAGUUUUCCUGACCUCUGUUUUUAUUAAGGCUGGAUGUAAACCCUCUGAUAUUGGUAUCAUUGCACCCUACAGGCAGCAAUUAAAGAUCAUCAAUGAUUUAUUGUUCCUAUCUUCUAUCAGGAUGGUUGAAGUUAACACUGUAGACAAAUACCAAGGAAGAGAUAAAAGUAUCAUUCUGGUAUCUUUUGUUAGAAGUAAUAAGGAUGGACCUCUUGGUGAACUCCUGAAAGAUUGGCGACGUCUUAAUGUUGCUAUAACCAGAGCCAAACAUAAACUGAUUCUUCUGGGAUGUGUGCCCUCACUGAACCGCUAUCCUCCUUUGGGAAAGUUACUUCAUCAUCUAAACUCAGAAAAAUUAAUCAUGGAUCUUCCAUCAGAGGAACAUGAAAGUCUUUGUCGUGUAUUGGGCGAUUUUCAAAGAAGAUAAAGCACUAUUUUCCUUGAUUUCUUAUACUGGCCUAUGAGAUCUCCUCUAAAUAUUACCUGUUAUUUGCAGUUUGGAUAUGCUGUAAUGCAGUGCCUGGUUAGAUUGUGAAGAUCACUUUUAUCCUAAGAGUAGGAAAUGGUGUAAAUGUACUUUGUUGAGAGUUCCAGUUUUUUGUUAUAUUUAUUUAUUUAUUUUGGGGGGCUAUAAUCUUGUUAAAGUUCUAUCACUGUGUAAAACUUAACACACUAUUAAUUUUUUCACUAUAGGUGUACCCAAAACUGAAAAGUCCAAGUUUUGUAGGUACUAUCAGUGUGUUUUUGUGUGACCUAGAGAGAGUUUGAUAAAUUUUUACCAGCUUUAAUGAUAGAUUAACUUUUGGAUCUGAGAAACUUAAAGUCUAAAAUUUCAAUCCUGAUUUGAUUUUGUAGAUUUUUAUCAUAUUUUCUUUAUUUAAGAGAUUAGGUAAAAAAGAGUUGAUUUGUUUUUAUCACUUAAGCACAAUCUUGUGAUGUUAACACAGGUGUGAUUCUUUUCUGUGUUUCAAGGUCUGUGAUCGAAAGGCCAUUUUACUGGUUUUUUUCCCCCCGACUGUUGCUUUUUUGGAAAAAAGUACAUUUUCACUUUAAACCUAGGCUUUUAAAUUAUUACUUAUAAAUGGAUUCUUUCCACUUAAUUUCUUUUUUUUUUUUUUUUAAGAUUUUAUUUAUUUAUUUGAGAGAGAGCGAGUGAGAGAGCACAUGAACAGAGGGAGAGGAAGAGGGAUAAGCAGACUUCCCUGCUGAGCAGGGAGCCGGAUGGGGGGCUUGAUCCCAGAACCCUGGGAUCAUGACCUGAGUUUAAAGGCAGAUGCUUAACCAACUGAGCCAUGCAGGUGCCCCUUCAAUUAAUUUCUGAUUACUCUUUCUCACUUAUUAUUUUUAGUAUUCAGUAUUCUGCUGAUUUUUAUAUAAAAGAAAAUAAUUCUUUGAGUUUUGUUUGCUGAAUUGAUGACAAAUUAAAAAGGCAUAUCCCUGUUUUCACCUAUUGUUCAAAUGCUCCCUUUGUUUUGAGACACUACUCAGUUUUCUCAAAUUUUUUGAAUAAAGAUAUUUUUGUAGGGCGCCUGGGUGGCUCAGUGGGUUAAGCCUCUGCCUUCGGCUCAGGUCAUGAUCUCAGGGUCCUAGGAUCGAGUCCCACAUUGGGCUCUCUGUUCAGCGGGGAGCUUGCUUCCCCCCAACCUCUGCCUGACUCUCUGCCUACUUGUGAUCUCUCUCUGUCAAAUAAAUAAAUAAAAUCUUUAAAAAAAAAAAAGAUAUUUUUGUAAAUCAGAAUUACCUCAAAGUGCUUAGUUAAGAGACAAAUUUUAACCUCAGUUUAUCCACUUUUGGUUGGAGUAUGGAUAUCUCUGUCUCAAAGUUGUUUUUUCCUUUUAAAAAAUGAAUGUGAAAUAUGUCAAAAUUGUUUCUACCUCAUGUUUUAAAAAAAUUACUUGCAGUUUUUUAUUAAAUGAAUUGUUUUCUACUA